CCUCCCUCUCUAUGCCGCCUCUCUCUCUCUCAUUCUUAUAUCGAUGAUGAAACUAUAAAAAAAAAAAUAGCUGCGUUUUCUUAUUUCUUGAUCUUUCUUGUGAUUUUGAAUUCCAACCCUAGACAGAUGGAAUGAGUUUGAAGUCUUGAAGAGAAGUAGAGAGAGAGAAGGUUAAAGAGUGAUCUGAAUAGGGUUUGUAACGUUAGAAAGGAACAGAAGGAUGUCAUCGACCAAUUCUCCAUGCGCAGCUUGCAAAUUCCUACGCAGAAAAUGCACCCAAGAGUGUGUCUUCGCACCCUAUUUUCCGCCAGAUCAGCCAUUGAAAUUUUCCAAUGUCCACAAAGUGUUCGGUGCCAGCAACGUGGCGAAAUUACUCAACGAACUCAAUGCUGCUCAACGGGAAGAUGCAGUGAAUUCCCUUGCCUAUGAGGCUGAGUAUCGGCUUCGAGAUCCGGUCUAUGGGUGUGUUGGCCUUAUUUCAUUACUUCAACAGAAGCUCAGGCAAGUUCAGGAUGAUCUGUUGAACGCUAAAAAGGAACUGUCUACCUACAUUGGUCCAUCAGCAAUGAUACCCAUUAUUAAUCUUCAACCUCCGGGGUUUUUUCAACCGCAGCAACAUAUGAAUGCGCCCUCUUCUAGUACCAUGAUGCCUUUCAAUAUGAACCCAAUGUCAGGAAUGUCAACAGUGGUCCCACAUGGUGGUCAAUUGAUGAUUCGUGACCCACAGCAGCAACAGCAACUGCUGCAGCAGCCAAUUCAAGUUCAACAAUUUAUAACAGCAUUGGCCGCAAAGGAACAAAGGGACCAACAGGAGAUGCUAAAAUUUUAUGAGCAGCAAGAACAACAAGCUUCUCAACAAGAAGAUGUUGUAAGAUUUAACGGUGGGUUCGACUCUACGGGCUCGGUAACAGCUACUGGAUUUCAUCAGAUGAGUUCAUCCGUACAACCUUCGUUGGUUUUGGCCGGUACCUAUGAAAAUCCUUAUAAUCUGGUUCCGCCUCAUCAGCAGUCCCAACCGGAGCAUUCUCUUUCUUAUCAACAACAGGUUCAUCUUCAGUCUCAACAACAGCUUCAGCCCCCACAGCCACCAGAGACCCCGAGGCAGCAACAGAGAGCCAACAGCGAAGAGGAGGGUAGGGGUUCCGGUGGUCCUUCAGGUUGAUGUCUUCAGUUCCAUGCCUAUUAUUUUCUACAUUUUUGAUCUUGCAAGUUGAUGGGGGUAUACAAGCGUAUAAAGAGACAUCGGACAGAUGAAGGAGAGAUUAUGAUAUGUACAAAGAGAUAGUGGGAGAGAGGAUUGAAUAUUUUCAACAUGAACAUUAAUUAAACUUCUUAGGUAUAAGGUCUUUCUUAGAUUUGUUUUCUAUUGAUCAAGACCCUGUUGGAGUUUUGAUGGUACAUUUUCUCAAAAUGUAGGAGCAGCAUUAAUUUCAUAUAAAAACAGUG
Solanum stenotomum is the source of this 1446-nucleotide messenger RNA. RefSeq names its product LOB domain-containing protein 36-like. The record is from RefSeq and is a predicted model, not a curated record. The coding region runs from base 221 to 1162 and encodes 313 amino acids. The transcript has 4 exons. NCBI's taxonomy places the organism in Eukaryota, Viridiplantae, Streptophyta, Magnoliopsida, Solanales, Solanaceae.